CUCUUGCGCAAGGCACGGACCGAUGGAGUGCAGGACACGAUGGGCGCAGGCGCACGCGGCCCGCACGCAGCCACGCUCUCGAGUGGGCGGCGGCCUGGAAUUCUGGGAAGGUCCCUCUCCUGAGAAGUCAAGCGCUCGAGCGGCACCGGGGCGCCAGCCGUCGGGCAUGUCGCGGCGAAGCGAUACCUCAGGCGGCCGGCUGUGCUUCGCCUCGUGCGCCCGCUCGCUCGCCGUCCGAGCGGCAUCUGGCCUGCGAGCGGCUCGUGAGGCAAGAAGAUGGCACCACCGCCUAUAAGAUCUGGCCCGCCGAUGCCUCGCUCUCGCUGGACCACAUCCUCUCCGUUCUCCGUAUUUCCUCAGCCCACCCUCUACCGUCUUUUCUCCUUCCGCCAUGAACUACCUUCAGCUCGUCGUGCUCGCCAUGGCCCUCGCGGCGCCGGCCGUCGAGGCAGCAAGCAAGAAGACGUGCGUGCCCAAGGGCGCCGACAAGACGACCGCGUGCAAGAGCCUUUCCAAGGGCGGCCUCGUCAACCUCAACCUGCUCGGCUGCUCGUCGACGGACAUCUCGCCCGACAUCUCGGCGCUGCGCCGCGACGCCCACCUGCGCCGCCGCCAUGCCAACGCCACGCGCCAGGCUGCCGCCACGACGACAGAGCUGUGCAACUCGCUCAGCGAGGCCGGCCUCAUCAACCUGUCGGCCCUCGGCUGCUCGGCUACGAACGUCUCGCCCAGCAUCGACGUGCUGAAGCGUCGUCACGAGAAGCGUGACGCCCUCUGCGAGACGCUCUCCCAGGCUGGCCUCGCCAACGUCGCGCUCCUCGGCUGCUCGCAGACGGAGGUGUCGCCCACGGUCGACAUCCUGCGCAAGCGCAACGACCUCUGCGCCCGCAUGGCCAGCCACGGCCUGCACGCACGCGACCUCGGCUGCGAGGGCCUCGUCGCCCGUGCCAACGCCGUCGACGACGAGCUGCGCGAUGCCCAGUGCAACGACCUCAGCCAGGCCGGCCUCAUCAACCUCUCGCUCUUCGGCUGCUCCGAGAAGGCACUGCUCGAGCUCAACGACCUCACCCGUCGCCAGACCUGCUCGUGCCCGCCCACCAGCGGCGGCAGCAACCCGCCCUCGGGUGGCAGCAACCCGCCCAGCGGCGGCGGCAGCAACCCGCCCUCGGGCGGCGGCAGCAACCCUCCUUCGGGCGGCGGCAGCAACCCGCCCUCGGGCGGCGGCAGCAACCCUCCUUCGGGCGGCGGCAGCAACCCUCCUUCGGGCGGCGGUAGCAACCCUCCUUCGGGCGGCGGCAGCAACCCGCCCUCCGGCGGCGGCAGCAACCCGCCCUCCGGUGGCGGCAGCAACCCGCCGUCGGGCGGCGGCAACACGCCCGAGUGCGUCCCGCCGAAGGACGGCGGCAACGGUGGCGCUAACACGCCCAGCGGCGGCGAUGACAACGACGACUGCGACCAGACGUCCGAGCAGGUGUGCAACACGCUCUCGAAGGCCGGCCUCGUCUCGCUCGACAUUCUCGGCUGCUCGCAGAUCAAGGUCGACCCCACGAUCAAGAUCGGCCAGAGCCUCCUUGGCUCCAACACCAAGGGCUCGUCGCUCGGCAGCCUCUUCGGCGGCAUCUAAGCUACCCUCGCGCGCUGUGCGCGCUCUGUGUGCUUCUACGCUUCUUAGCUGGUCUGCUGCGCUUUCUCGGAACCUUGUCACCGUCGGCUGCUCUUCCGCGCCUGUCCAUACUGCCGUCCGCCCCUCUAUUUGCUUCACCGUCACCGCCUCACGGCGGCACCCCACGCUCUUUGCUUCUCAACCAUACCUUAUGGCGCCCCA
This is a messenger RNA of Tilletiopsis washingtonensis, 1825 nucleotides long. RefSeq lists its product as hypothetical. The coding region runs from base 392 to 1624 and encodes 410 amino acids. The transcript is spliced from 5 exons. NCBI's taxonomy places the organism in Eukaryota, Fungi, Basidiomycota, Exobasidiomycetes, Entylomatales. The record is from RefSeq and is a predicted model, not a curated record.